Molecule: messenger RNA, 2555 nt
Organism: Mercenaria mercenaria
Lineage: Eukaryota; Metazoa; Mollusca; Bivalvia; Venerida; Veneridae
Product: multiple epidermal growth factor-like domains protein 10
Exons: 10
Coding region: 314-1375 (353 amino acids)
Molecular function (GO): scavenger receptor activity
Source: RefSeq, a predicted model, not a curated record
AGUUAUCUGUCAAGUAUUACACAGUAUAAUUUCGUUUUCACAUAAAUACGAGGCAAAUGUAUUUUUUUCAGGUCAGUAUAAGUCGUACAGAAUUCUGGUCGGUAAUUAUAGCUCUCAAACAAAUCUUAUAUUCACUGACAAUGGGUAUGGAGACAAACAAGCUUAUAACCCUAAAUCAAGAAACUUCACGAGACCCUUCCUUGGUAGUGCUGUAAAAGUUGAAAGAUCUGCCAAAAUUCUGGUUAUUUGUGAAUUUGAAGUAUUUGCAGAAUGUCCCCUUGGAAGAUGUGGUUGGGAGUGUAACGAAACAUGUAUGUGCAGCAGUCAGACAACUGGGCAACACAAGAUUGAGGGCAUAUGUCCGUACGGAUGUAGCGGAAGAUGGAGUGGCUUAAACGGAACGUGUAAUAUCGAAUGUUCCGAUAUGACAUGGGGACCAUAUUGUAAUCAAACCUGUGGUCAGUGCAAGAACAACGAUCUAUGCAGUAUAUCUGACGGCAGUUGUCCAGAUUCUUGCAAGCCUGGAUUUAUUCCUCCUUUAUGUGUACAUGAAUGCAAUGAUGGGAACUUUGGAGAAGACUGCAACUUUACAUGUGGACAAUGCAAGCAUGAUGCUGCGUGUAACAAAGAAAACGGCAGAUGUGUUUCUGGAUGCAAGCCUGGAUACAAAUUGCCAUUAUGUACUGAAACAUGUGAACAAGGAUGGUAUGGCGUUAACUGUUCUGAACAAUGCGGAAGCUGUAAAGACGGUGAAACUUGUAACAAUACGAAUGGUGAAUGUACUAGAGGAUGUAGUCCAGGAUGGUCAACCUCAAAGUGCAAUAAAUUAUGUGGACACGGACGGUAUGGCAGUGACUGUUCUGAACAAUGCGGAAGCUGUAAAGAUGGUGAAACUUGUAACAACACGAAUGGUGAAUGUGCUAGAGGAUGUAAUCCAGGAUGGCUAACCUCAAUGUGCAAUAUACAAUGUUCCAAUAGCCAAUGGGGACCGAAUUGUGAAUCGACAUGUGGACAUUGUUUAAACGCGACUUGCAGUAUAUACACAGGAAGCUGCCCUGGGACAUGUCAGUCAGGAUGGAUUCCUCCGCAUUGUUUAUACGCACAAGAAAACGAGCAGCCGUCAUUUACUGUGGGCAUUAUCAUCGGUUUUGUUGCUGCUGUUUUUGUAAUCGGACUGGCUCUCAUUAUUGGUGUUAUCAUCAUUCUGAAAAGGAGAAAGAUAAGAAAGGCAAACCAAAAUGUCUCUUCAAAUCAAGAUUCUCGUAGUGGAGCUCGAGGUGAAAGCGAGUACAACACGUUAGAUCCUAACCGCGUGGACGGAAACCAGGAGAUGUGCUACUCCGAACUUAGAAAUUAUGAAAAUGUAGCUGAAUAAAUAGACGGAAGACGAAUAUAUAAUCCAGAUGAAACAGUGUCCCGUGCAUAAUGAUAUCUAUUUUUAUAUUAUGAUUAGUUUCAACAAUGUUUAUUUCAUUAUAUACAUACAUACAUUUUCAUAACUAACAACAAUGAGGAAAGUCAAAAAACUUUUGUAAAUCAUUUUCACGCACGUAAAUCAAAAGAUAUCAUACUAUAAUAUUAACAACACAUACUUAUUUUUUACUCUUAUUUAAUAUAAUAUAUUUUAGGACCAAAUGAAUAAAGUUCACAGAACCUAAAUAUGUGCUGAACAUAGUAAGACAAAAAUCUAUAACUGAAGUAGCAUAAAGUUAUUUCUAAAACAAAAAUUCAUUUCUACAGACGUAUGCGGUAGGGAACGAAACGUAAUAGUAGAAGUAGAAGUUCAUUGUGAUGGUCAUUGUUUUGUUAGAGAUACACGACAAUUUUCGUUGUUAAUGAGGUUUUUGCCAUGUCAUGUAAGAUCGACUAUAUUUGUUCAAAACUGUUCAGAGUUGGAUAUGUAUUCAUGCACACAUUUGAAUAUUUUGGCAGUUGUGUCACAGCUUAGACCGGAAUCCCAGAAGUGUAAGGUCGAUAUAGGCUAUAAAUAGUAGAGGCCCAAGUAAUGAGCCUUGUGGUACCCUAGCAUGUAUAUUUGGUAAGGUUGAAGUUUGUGUGUAAGACCUCUGUGCUAGACCCGGGAGAAAGAGCUUCAGUACUUCAAAGAACACUACGCGAACUUCUUUACCUUUGUUAAGAGCUUGACAAACAGUACGAUAAUUUGAAGACAGUUGGUUAAUAGUUGAGUCAUUAUAGACAAAGCAAGAUUGAAGAGAAGUGAUAGUGUUCUGAGCAACAAAGAAGUUAAAGGCAUGUUUAUGAGUUUUUUUAUCACCUUACUGACAGUGCUUAGAAGUGAUAUGUGUGCGUAAUUAGAACUUUCAUGGGUAUCAUUUUUAUAUACAGCACAUUCAUUGGGUAUUUACCACUAUGAGGGAACCCUUCAACACUGUAGCCAGUGGUUAAAUGGAAUGCGGAGAGGUUUAGAUGGCAAUAGCGACAGCUACUUUAAGAUUCUAUUAUUGGUAUUGUCUUGGCAUACCGCUUUCCCUAAUUUAAGUGAUACAAGAAUCGAUGAGACUUGAAGGGGCGUUAUAAUUAUGUUUUCUAAACUA